This is a messenger RNA of Solea solea (common sole), 1982 nucleotides long. RefSeq names its product RIB43A domain with coiled-coils 2 (gene ribc2). Lineage: Eukaryota; Metazoa; Chordata; Actinopteri; Pleuronectiformes; Soleidae. The record is from RefSeq and is a predicted model, not a curated record. The transcript has 7 exons. Bases 213 to 1268 code for a protein of 351 amino acids.
ACGUGACGAGCGUCGUUGUCCUUUUAUGUUUUUAAACGUCAUUUGUAAGUGGAAGGUUUUCUUUUCAUUUGGAUGACGUAAGGAGGGAAUAAGGGAUAACAAAAGAAAGAAGGCGCUGUUUUGUCACCAACGACAAACACACAAACAAACAACAGACCCGAGUUCAGUCAAAGUUUGUUUCAAGAAUUUUGAACGUUUUCACAAAAAAGAAAAUGGAUAUUGAUGAUGAGGUAGUCACUGACCGCCUGGAGAGGGCGCGGAUACAGAUGCGCCGCGACUAUGAGGCUCACAGGCGCGUGAGGAUUUUCAAUGAAAAAUGGAGGACUAUCGGGAUUGACAAGCAAGCCCUGGACAUGCAGGUGAGAGACAGGCUGAAACAAGAAGAGGCCGAUAAAGACGAAGGGGAUGCAUAUGAUGGCCAUAUGAUCCAUAACAGCAGAGUAGCGUACAUGAACCAAAUCAGAGAAAAGGAAAAGCAGCGCGUCUGUCAAAAGGCCAUUGACAACUUCCGUCAUGAGAACCAGCAGUUUUGCGACCGGCUGGAGUUUGACCUGAAUGACCCGGACCGCUUAAGAAAAACAAAAUUGGAACAUGGACAUGUGUCCCUGUCUGGUCUUUUGGGCGAGGACCUGAAUUAUUACGACAGACUGCAGAGGCAGAAGGAUCAGUUUAAAUCGUGGCUCAUCCAGCAGCAGAAUGAUAAGGCAUCAGUGAGGCACGAGCAACAGCUGGAAGACGAUCAAUACGACCAAUUCGUGUUGAAGAUGGACAACACGGCCCUGCAGAUUCAGAGACUUCAGAAGCAGAGGAGAAAGGCAGAAGCCAUUUCCACCAAUGAACACAAUUCGGUCAAGACUGAAGAAGACAAGCACCGACAGGCGCUGGAGUCUGCUGAGGCGGAAAACCAACUGCAAAGACAGUGUGCAACAACAAGUGUGGGAGUUCCAGGUCUUUGGCCCAGCACUGACAAGAGACCCCCUCCAGAGAGCCGGCAAAAGAUCAUGCAGUUCCAGAAAUAUCAAAUGGAGGAGAGAAAAAGGGCCGAAUUAGAGAAGAAGAAAGAGGAGGAGCGACACGCUCGCUUUCUCCUGAACUCAUCUCAUAAAACGCUGCUACUUCAGAGGGAGCAGGCAAAAGUGAACGGGCAGCUGAGACGACACCUGGAUAGCGCCAAUGUCGAACUGGCACAAAUACAGGAGGCAGCGGGCAUGAAAAGAGGACACAUCUAUGACGACUUCUUCUCGCAGUUCAACAGAUGCAGCAGAUGAUGGAUGACAAAUUCAAUCAUAUUAAGAUAUCAUGAGACAGCUGAUGAGAGCCAACAUGGCAAACCUAAGAUCAACUGAAGGAAAAAAAACAAACUGCAAUCAGCCAUGAAAGAAUACUGUGCGAAAGUCUCGGGCCACUGUUAGAUGUGUUGUUUUAGUAAAAUCAGCUCUCAUUCACCUUAUUGGAACACAUCCAGAAAAUAUGGGAAUCAUGUAUGCAGUUUUAAAAUAUUAUUUUCGGAAGAAAGGAGAUAGGUUACAGUGUCAAGUAUUUAGUAUGAUCUACCCUGUAUUAAUGUUAUUGUUUGUUCUACUACUGUAUAUCAUGUCCAAAAAAUAUCUGCUGUGAAAAAGGUCCAUCACACCAGGUUUAUUCAAGACAUGCUUCCAAAUAUUCCAAAUUUAAGACAUUUUUAAAAAACCCUUUUAAGACCAUUGUGAACGCAAUGUAAGACCUGUUUCAUGUCCACAGUGGCAGCAUAUCAAGGAAAAUCAGAGUCCCAGAAUCACUUGCAAAGUAAAUUAUAUUUAUCAAUUAAUGUUGCAUCACAUUUUAUGUUGGGUGUGCGUCCAUAAAUUCUGAUCAGGCUACAAUAAACGUUGGUAGUUAUUGGUUCCAAGAUAAAUCGAAAAAUUCCCCCAAAAUGAAAUAUGAGUAACCAAAGACUUUAUGACCCUGCGUAUGCCCUGAAAAACAACAAAGCUGGUGGUGCC